AUGGAACAAGUAAAUAAUCACGAUGGGGGAAUGCAGAACCUGCGCAACGGUAUCGCUCCGAUCGAGAACGGUUCGCUUCACUUCAUAACAUCCGCGCCAAUCAGCAGUAGUGCACGGGAACAGGAGUACAUAGAAUCGACGCUGCUCGGCACAGAUCUGCUGUCCAGCCAGUUGCCGACGAAUUUGCUCACCGAUUACAUCACGCCCGUUCCCUGUAGCACUGGUAGCGCCAUCGGUGGCAUUCAAUCAACGUUACUAGAGCACCACUACCGGCCGUUCACAUCGGACGAAUUGCAAUCGCUUGUAGAUGGCAGCGUAAUCCAAGCAAUGAACGACGUUACGCACAGAAAGUUAUUUCAACAGAUCCCCAAUAAAGCGACUGCCAACCCGUUAGCACCAAGCAAUGAAGCGGCAGUGAUUGUGACCAGCAGUUCAAGGGAUAUACCCAGCUUUGGCACGAUCAGCUCGUAUGACAAAAUGUUGGAUGUUGCCCAGCCUAGUUCCCCCUUAACUGGUGGAUUAGCUCAAAUUGCCGGCGCCAUCGAUGGCUACGUACAUUUCUCGCUGUCGGCACAAUUACACGCAACCGGGUCGGGAUGUGAAGCGUAUGAUAUGGUGGGAAACUCUCUCGGGACGACCCAUCACCAUCAAAGCCAGCAGCAACACCAGCAACACUAUGGCCUUCAACAUCUUCAUCAUCAUAAUCAACAUCACUCUCAUCAUCAGCAACAGCACCUCGGUCAACACCCGGUGAAUCAUAAGACCAUUACCGACCUAGUAAACUGCCCACCGCAAGAAGCUUCAGCGCAACAGUCACAAAAUUUGCUGUCUCUUGAACAACCGCAUACCUCACUUUUAUCGUCCGAAGCUGCUCCGUUGAAAGAUUUCAACAAUGCCACCAUUCCCGUCACCUCGGAGCCGACUAGUGUGCAAAAUGUUGCUGCAAUGACUAUUCCACCGCUGCGACCCAGCGAAUCGUCUAAACGGUUAUAUUUGUGCCCACAACCUGCAACGCUUAAAGAUCGAUCGAACGGUCAAAUGGUGGAGGGAGCGGCGGUCGUAAAAGACACUGGAGCUUCCGUACUCGAGUGCGAACCACGUACCGACGAAGAAGAAGAUGCCGAUAGCUUGGUGGAGCAAGCAUCGCACACCGUUGCAAAUGCGUUGCCCGAAAAUAUCAACCUGCCACAUAAAAAAAGAUUAACCAAAAAAUUGGGCGAUCCUAAGGAAAAUGUGAGUGCAGAGAUUAAUCAUUCCGUUGUCACAUCGCACGAACCAGCACGCGGAACGGUGAUUGCGAACGAAGCGGUGAAAAACGAGCGAAUGAUGCAACGUCAACCACCAGUUUUACCGCAGCCUCAAAAUACGAAGCCCAGUGCAGAAGACUCUGUUGAAACGGUACCUUUGCCGGAUCUUCCAGGCAACACUUGCUUUAGGUGUCAACUGUGCGGACAAAUCGUACGGGAUCAGUUGGUGUUCUUUAACCAUCUAAAGGAACACUACGAGCCGGAGGGUUUCGGGCAGGAUAGUAAGAUAGAGAGCGAUCAUGCAAAGAGUGCAACAACUAAUCAGCUGGCCAUCAGGUGUACAGGAGAGCAACUGAUUGCCGAGAGCAAAAAACCUAAACCGAAGCUACCCCGCGUGAAGCACACAAAAAAACUAAAAAACGAUCGUACGUUUGAACAAUCCGAAAUGGAAGUGCCGCAAAAGCAGCAGUACGAUGACGCAACGGAAAUAUCGACUCGCGAACAACCAAAGCGGCAAAGUGCACCACAAUUUUCGAAUAUGGCUCAAAACCUGUUUGGAAAUGCAAAUACUAGUACGGUGCCGAUAGAAAAUGGAGGAGAGUUUAGCGAAACCGAAGACAUGCUCGAAGGCAUACGAAGUGUGGUUCAAGAAACCGUAGAGAGAGCCGCUAGCGAAGAUAUAAAUCUUAAUGUUGGCGUGAAACAGUGGUUUACAUCUGACGGUGUCGGACAGAGUGUAGAAAAUGUGAGUAGGGCAGCAAUGGUAACAGAACAAAUUGCCGAGAAGGAAAUGAUCACGUUCGUUGACGCAAGUGUAGCCGGACAUGACAUACAAAUCCAAAAUGAGAGCCAGAGCUUUGUGCUGUUCCUCAACAAGUCACAGUUCAACGACAGCGAUCUCCUUGAACCUCUAUCAUCUGCCAAUCACGAUUCGCUGUCAGCAUGCACAAUGGCAGAAAGACCUGUCCAGCUUGUUCAGUUGGGGAUGAAUGAAAGUAAACGGCACUAUGCAUCACCACAGCCACAACUGGAUGUUGAUCACGAUCGCGUUGCUGCUCUGCCGACCGUACCGUUUGCAACCAAUCCGAACGCUGCUCGAGCGCUUGACCAUCCAACCGAAUCGCUGAUGAUUCCUUCCAUAGUGCAAAUUCCAUCGAAUCAAGACGAUGCGCUGCUACCAACCGUUCCGUUCCACAAUGCCACACCUGUGUCACCCGAUCUGAAGAAUGCCAAGGUACUUAAUGACGAACAGAAGUCCGAUAACGAUUUCGAUGACGCAAACGAAGGGUUGCAAUACUCUCGUCACGAGUUUGCAGACCAGAUGCACGAAAGUAGGCGAAAACCGUUGGACGAUGGGCAAGAGGAAAAGGCCGGAUCUGUAAAUGAUCUUCUAGAUGAAGAGUAUGAUUUUAGCAGCGAUGACGUGGAGGAGUCCGAAAUCGAAACCAAUCAUAGCAAAGGAAUGGAUGCGCCCAAGCAAAGGCAUGAUGGCGUUAUGCAUGCGACGAACUGCAAUAAACAGUACAUAACAGCCAAAAAAGUCAAAAUGGAUUCGAAAACCGGCAAACAAAAGUACCUUUGCGAGGUGGAGGGAUGCGACAGACAGUUUAAAUCGAGUACGGCUUUUCAGUACCACCGCUUACAGCACACCGGCGUCCGACCGCACAAGUGCGGGUCGUGUGGAAAGUCUUUUUUCACGUGCAGCGCGCUAAAGGUACACGAACGGUUACACUCGGGCGAAAAGCCCUAUAAAUGUGACCAGUGCGGCCAUAGCUUCCGGCAAUGGGGCGAUCUCAAGUAUCACCGAAUUUCGAUACACACCGACGAGAAAAGCCACAAGUGCGAGUUUUGCGGCAAAGAGUUUUCCCGUCGUUAUUCGCUCGUGGUGCAUCGACGGAUUCACACCAAUGAGCGGAACUUUAUCUGCGAUUACUGCAACAAGGGUUUCCGGGCGAGCACUUACCUGCAGGCCCACCGGAAGAUACAUACGGGCGAAAAGCCUCACCAGUGCAAAGUUUGUGAUAAAAAGUUCCGCAGUCACGGCGACAUAAACAGGCACAUGAAAACGCACAGUCGUGCCAAGGGCCGUGGUAAGGCUCAAACAGCAGCGGAUACGGGCGGUGUCAUGCAGAAAAUUGCCUCCGCUUCCGAUGGCCAGCAACGUACGGGUGACUGUAAAACAAAUGUGAUUGACCUGACGAAGAGUAAGCCGAAAAGAGCACUAAAAGUCCGGGAAUCGAUCAUGAACCAUGUCGAGUAA
This is a messenger RNA of Anopheles bellator, 3507 nucleotides long. RefSeq lists its product as uncharacterized. Gene Ontology annotation, molecular function: chromatin insulator sequence binding. Lineage: Eukaryota; Metazoa; Arthropoda; Insecta; Diptera; Culicidae. The transcript is spliced from 4 exons. Gene Ontology annotation, cellular component: chromosome. Gene Ontology annotation, biological process: regulation of transcription by RNA polymerase II. Bases 1 to 3507 code for a protein of 1168 amino acids. The record is from RefSeq and is a predicted model, not a curated record.